AUGGCUGCUAUCUCUGAGAGUCCUGUCUACCGGGCUACUACUACUGCCCCUGUUAACAUUGCCGUUAUCAAAUACUGGGGAAAGCGUGAUGCCACUUUGAAUCUGCCCACCAACUCUUCCCUAUCCGUCACCCUAUCUCAGCGCUCUCUCCGCACACUCACCACUGCCUCAUGCUCUGCCAACUACCCCGCCGCCGACGAGCUCACGCUCAAUGGCAAGUCGCAGGAUAUUCAGUCCUCCAAGCGUACUCUGGCUUGCCUCGCUAGCCUACGGGCUCACCGACAAGAACUCGAGAAUACCGACUCGUCCCUUCCUAAGCUCUCUGCCCUCCCGUUGAGGAUCGUUUCCGAAAACAACUUCCCCACCGCCGCGGGCCUCGCCAGCUCGGCUGCCGGAUUCGCAGCCUUGGUCCGCGCCGUGGCCGAUCUCUACAAGCUUCCCCAGUCGCCAACAGAGCUCAGUCGUAUAGCCCGCCAGGGUUCCGGCUCGGCUUGUCGCUCUCUGAUGGGAGGUUACGUCGCCUGGCGCGCCGGUGAGCUCGCAGACGGAAGCGACAGUCUUGCGGAGGAGGUUGCGUCGCAAGCCCACUGGCCUGAGAUGCGCGCACUUAUUCUGGUCGUGAGUGCAGAGAAGAAGGAUGUUCCCAGUACGACGGGUAUGCAGACGACGGUUGCAACAUCCGAGCUUUUCGCGACGCGCGCAAACGCUGUCGUCCCCGCGAGAAUGACUGCUAUUGAAAGAGCUAUCCAGAACCGUGAUUUCCCUACCUUCGCCGAAAUCACCAUGCGUGACUCGAAUGGUUUCCAUGCUACCUGCCUUGACUCGUGGCCUCCCAUCUUCUACAUGAAUGAUGUCUCCAGGGCCGCUGUCAGGCUCGUACACGAUAUCAACAAUGCCGUCGGCCGCAAUGUGUGCGCGUACACUUUCGACGCCGGCCCUAAUGCUGUCAUUUAUUAUCUGGAGAAGGACUCUGAGAUAGUUGCGGGAACAUUUAGGUCGAUUCUCGGCACAGAGCUCGAGGGAUGGUCUGGUCCCUUCUAUGACGCCGUAAAGGACAUCGGUUCUGGCGUCUCUCUGGAUCAGGUGGACUCUCGGGCUGUUCACGUGCUAAAGACCGGAUUGAGCCGUGUAAUCCUCACCGGUGUCGGUGAGGGUCCGGUCAGCGUGGAGGACCACCUCGUCGGUGAGAAGGGUGAGAUCCUCUCUACCCAAUAG
Messenger RNA from Aspergillus mulundensis, 1215 nucleotides. RefSeq names its product diphosphomevalonate decarboxylase MVD1 (gene mvd1). Gene Ontology annotation, biological process: isoprenoid biosynthetic process; isopentenyl diphosphate biosynthetic process, mevalonate pathway. Gene Ontology annotation, molecular function: ATP binding; diphosphomevalonate decarboxylase activity. The transcript has 2 exons. Gene Ontology annotation, cellular component: cytosol. Bases 1 to 1215 code for a protein of 404 amino acids. The record is from RefSeq and is a predicted model, not a curated record. NCBI's taxonomy places the organism in Eukaryota, Fungi, Ascomycota, Eurotiomycetes, Eurotiales, Aspergillaceae.